AUGGAUGAUAGUCUAUGUGGACAAAUUGAUUUUUUGGGGAAAUAUUUACCUGAUAAUUCGGAUAAGACUACAAUACUCGAUUUUUAUGGAAAUGAUAGUUUCAAAAAUUACUGCCCUAGUGCAAACUGCGAUAGUGAACUCGAAAAAAUUACGAUUGGAUUUUUAUGGUUACUUGAGAAAUAUUGUUCUAUAUCUAAAAGUAAAAAUUGUAAUGAAAAUAAUAAUAAUCCAUUUUUUCUAUAUAUGAUUUCAUGGUUAAGUUACAAAUUAAAUAAAAAUUCAAAACACAAUUUCACCAAAAUAAGCGAUUUUUAUAAUAAACAUGUAAAUGAUAACAAUUUUAUAAAUGAUGCCAGUAAAUUUAAAAAUCUUAAGGAAACUAUCAAUAAAAAAAAGGAUUUUUUGGAUAUUAAUAUUGACGAUAUGUCUAAAUUUUAUGAUGCAUUCAAAUUUUUAUGUAGUAUGUAUGGUAAUCUUGCAAUGGGUAAAUAUGACGAAUUGUCAAAUAAUGCUAUUCAUUUUCUCAACAAAUAUACAGAUCUCAACGAUUAUUAUAAUGUUAAAGGUACCACACAUAGUCAAAUAUUGUCUGCUUUAUUAACUGAUUAUAAUAAAUUAAAAACUGAUUAUGCUAAAAAAAAUACUAAUCCUAAAGAAUUACCAAUUCUUCCAACAGGAAUAGCAACAAAAUCAUUUUUACGAAAUUCGUCUAUACAAAUUUCAGUGAUCCCAAUGACAUUUAUUUUUUGUGCAUUACUUAUAUAUUUAGGAAUUGUAUAUAAGCGUUCAUCAUUUGACUUUCGAAAAAGGCUUCAAAAACUCAAUUUAAGAAUCAAAAAAAUAAAGAGGAAAAUAAAUCAUUAA
Messenger RNA from Plasmodium yoelii, 864 nucleotides. RefSeq names its product PIR protein. NCBI's taxonomy places the organism in Eukaryota, Apicomplexa, Aconoidasida, Haemosporida, Plasmodiidae. The coding region runs from base 1 to 864 and encodes 287 amino acids. The transcript has 3 exons. The record is from RefSeq and is a predicted model, not a curated record.